UGUUUGCUGUUCAUCAUUGAUGGAUCAGAUUAUAACAACUCUAAACUCCAGACCGAGUCUUCGGAUCACCCCUGACUUCUUGCGCUGCGGUGAUGAUGAUGAUGAUGAUGAUCGUUUGUGAUGUUUGUACCGGACCGCUCGAGGAUGUCGGGACAGGAGCACCUUUCAUUCACAUCAUGGAUCACAGGAUGUGUGUAUGAAUUGAGAUGGAGCUCAGGCCAGUGAUGGAGGCAGGACUGAACUGCAGCUCUCACUGUGAGUCUGGCGUCUGCUUCAUCUACCCCGGAGUGAACCUCCAGCAGGGCUGGGACGUCCUGCAGAGACUGUGCGCGCUCGCAGCGUGGGGUGUGGAUGCACAGAGUCCAUCGCUGUCUCCUGCUCUCCGUGCUGUAGUCUGGACGCUGCUCUCUUGUGGGAUUCUGCUUUCGCUCUUCUUCCUCAUUUUCACGCUGCGCUUCAAAAACAACAGGAUAGUGAAGAUGUCCAGUCCCAAUCUGAAUGUGCUGACUCUGUGUGGAAGUGUACUCACAUACAGCAGCGGCUUCUUAUUCGCCGUGGAGGAGAGAGCGCUGCUAUCAGGAGCAGGGUCCAGGGCUGUCUUACAGGCGCGGAUGUGGACUCUGUGUAUCGGCAGCUCUCUGGUGUUCGGCCCCAUUCUUGGGAAAACAUGGCGGCUCUACAGAGUGUUCACUCAGCGUGUGCCCGACAAGAGAGUGAUCAUUAGAGACAUCCAGCUGAUGGGUUUGGUUGCUCUGCUUGUCCUAGUUGAUGUAGUUGUUCUAGCAGCAUGGGGUCUGACGGAUCCGAUCAAGUGCUCAAACUCUAUCAGUGCUAUGGUGAAGGUUGUAGAAAGGGAUGCGUUCUACUCUCUGUCCCAGUUGGACUCCUGUUCUUCUCUCUACUCGGACCUGUGGGUAAUCUUGCUCUCUGUGCUUAAGGGCAGUCUCCUCCUGUAUGGCACAUAUCUUGCCGGCCUGACAAGCAAUGUGAGCUUACCUCCAGUAAACCAGUCUAUGACCAUCAUAGGUGCUGUCUGUCUGGUCACCAUGUCGAGCGCUGUGGCCGUACCUGUGUCUCUUUACCUGUACGCCUGGCCCAAUGUGGUCUACAGUGUAGUGUCUGGAGCCAUCUUCAUCUGCACAAUGGCCAUCAAUUGUCUACUGUUUGUUCCUCAACUGACCCAGUGGAGACAGUUUGAAGAGGAGACAAACUCUCACCCCGGUCAAAUGGCCAAAUACUUCAGUAGUCCCAGCAAGACCACACACUCCAUGUACAGUGAGGAUGAGGUCUAUUAUCUACUUGGAGAAAAUGACUCCAUGAAAAGACUCAUCAAUGAGAAGAAUGCCGUUAUUGAUAGCCUACAGGAACAAGUGAACAAUGCCAAGGACAAGCUGCUCAAACUGAUGACUGCUAGCCACCCCUUGGAUGAAGUAGAAAUGGACUCCUCCAACACGAACCUCAACUCCACCUCCACCCAAACCACAGUGGUAUCUCCUGAUUCUCCAACACUAAUGAAGUAUUCAGAAGUUGCUCCCACCAGAGUUCUCUCUCCACCUCCCUAUGUACCUCCUCCACCGCUUCAUGCUCACAUUACCUCACAGCAAACAUCCCCUGAAGGUGCAGUAGCUUCAGAAGUUCCUCUGUCUUCACCAUCACACCUGAGGUAUUCACCUCCUCAAGAUGUCUCUUCUAAUGAGGUCUCUCGGGCUGUAAGUCUGAAUGAAAGCACAGAAGAUGCAGUUCCAACCAUGAACAAUCGUAGAAACUCAGGUCUUGGAAAAGAAAUUUCGGAGAAGCCACUAGAUGUGUCUGUAGAUCAAGACUAUUCAGCCCAGGGUUCCUCUCCACUAGGUCCCGCUCGAUGUAGUUUACCUCAGGUAGAGUCUCCAGUGCCAUCGGCCUCCGUUGAGCUUCCUGUCAUGUCACCAACAGGACGACUGGGUUUUGUAACCAAUGAGCAGCUAGAGGAGAUCUUGCAGGACCUGAGUGUGGAUGCCGUAAGCAGCUCCGUCAAAUCACGCGACCUCAAUCCGGGUGAACUGAACACGGCACUUUCACCCCGAUCUCCUCUACAAUACUUCUUCCCCAUCGUCUCACCCUAUCUCAUGCGUAAACGCAGACCUCCUUUUCACUCCUCGAGAGGUGGACCUCCUCCGUACUAUUUUCCAGGCUCGGUUCCUCCAGGGCGCAGAAGGGCAUCAUCACUAACGGACCAAGAAAAGUGGAGGACCGAUGGCUCUCAAAGACCUGACUUGUGGCAUGAGGGAAGGAGGAGGAGAAGGGAUGAAAAGGCACAGGCACGACGUGGCUCGGGACAGGAGAGUUGGGAAUGUUCUUCUCACAAAUGCUCCAUAAUGCCUUUCACGGGACAGGUUCCUCAGCCUGCCUCUGCUGGACUGAUAGAGGGGGUAAAAAACUCAGAGGAGCCAUAUGACUACUCAGACUCUGACUCCAGCAGCUCAGAGGACUACUCUUACUACCAGCGGCCCUACUGCGGGGCCUGUCAUCAUCCCUACGACUCUACAGACAGCCUCACCUCAGGGACCUCUGACAGCGAGGAUGAGGACUUCUACCACUCAGCACAUCCGGUUGUGAACUUUAAAGUGGACGUUAAACCAACCUUUGUCUGAACAGACUGCACAUCCACAAGUUAUAUUUGACAUGAUGCUCUUUUUGUUUUGUUUGGACCUAAUUAAAUUAUUCAGAUAUAGACUAUCUGUUUUUGUGUGUGUGUGUGUGUGUGUGUGUGUGUGUGUGUGUUUUGGUCUUUUUUUUUUUAAGAAGUCUCUUAUGCUCAGCAGGGCUGCAUUCAUUUGAAAAAUAUUUUAAAACGUAUUUAUCGGAAAUAGAAUUCAAAUAGUACUACUGUAAUCAGUAUAUUAGAAUGAUUUCUGAAGGAUCAUGUGACACUGAAGACUGGAGUAAUGCCUUCUGAUAAUUCAGCUUUGCCAACACAAGAAUAAAUUACAUUUUAAAAUAUAUUAAAAUAGAAAACAAUUAGACACAUACAUUAAUAAAACAAAUAAUUAAAAAAUCCUUUUCUGAACUUUUGACCAGUAUUUUACAUUAAAAAUGCACUUAAAUACACCUAUUCUAUGUAAAUCUUAUGUUUAAUAAAAUGUAAUUAUAUUUUUUGGUGGUGUCUAAAGUAAAGAAUAUCCAAUAGUCUUAUUAAUGGCAAAAUUCGUUUAGAAUAUUUUUUAUUAUUAUUACUUAACUAAAUCAUUAAAAUAGGAAAGGAUAUGACAGAGACAACUCUGUCAAGGUCAAUAUUUAUUAUUAUUUUUUAAUUUUUUAGUUCAGGUUUUCAGAUGUCAAACUGAAUCUGGAAUAAUGUGUUUUUUUAUUAUUAUUAUUAUUAAAAUAUGUUUGGAAAUUGUGAUGUAUACAUAUUCCGUUUACUUGAUCACAACAUUUUUUUGAGAUUUUUAGCCAUAAACUUUAUAUCAUGUAAAUGAAAACAUAAAUUAUAAUGUACUGGGUCAUAAAAAAAUUAGGUUGUUGGUCUUGCGUACCUCUUUUCUGAUUACGUAACUAAUGAAAAUGAGCCAUUUGAGUGAGUGGAGAGGGAAAGUGAGCCAAUACCAACUUUGGUCUUUCCUGUGUUUGUUAAAAAAGGUAUUUGUUUACACUUAUUUCUUCAAUAAAGCUAUUAUUAUAUA
This is a messenger RNA of Carassius gibelio (silver crucian carp), 3662 nucleotides long. RefSeq names its product G protein-coupled receptor 156 (gene gpr156). Gene Ontology annotation, biological process: G protein-coupled receptor signaling pathway; gamma-aminobutyric acid signaling pathway. Gene Ontology annotation, cellular component: G protein-coupled receptor heterodimeric complex; membrane. The transcript is spliced from 10 exons. Gene Ontology annotation, molecular function: G protein-coupled GABA receptor activity. The coding region runs from base 207 to 2630 and encodes 807 amino acids. The record is from RefSeq and is a predicted model, not a curated record. Lineage: Eukaryota; Metazoa; Chordata; Actinopteri; Cypriniformes; Cyprinidae.